This is a messenger RNA of Rhizophagus irregularis DAOM 181602=DAOM 197198, 858 nucleotides long. The record is from RefSeq and is a predicted model, not a curated record. Lineage: Eukaryota; Fungi; Glomeromycota; Glomeromycetes; Glomerales; Glomeraceae.
AUGUCAACGACUAAAGAACAAACUAACGAUUCCGAAUAUGUUGAUUGGAUAAAAAAAGAAAUUGAGAAUAAUAAUAUCACAUAUUUUAAUCAUAACGAGUUUACAAAUAAACAAGAAUUUGAAAAUAGUAUCAGUUCAGUUGGAAAAAUAUUUAAAGUAAAUUGGAGUAAUAAUGAUAAUACUCGUUUGAUCGUGAAAACACCUGGAUUGAAUGUUAAAAAAAUUAUAAAUGAGCUCAAAAUACGGAAAGAAAUUGAUUCUCAUAUAAAUAUUUUACGAAUUUAUGGAAUUUCAAAAUUAGACAAUAAAUAUUCUUUAGUUUUAGAGUACGCGGAUGGUGGGUCACUGUAUUCUUACUUGAAGAAGAAUUUCACUAAACUUGAAUGGAACGAUAAAUAUCGUUUAGCGUUACAACUAGCAAGUGCUGUAGAAUAUAUUCACGAUAAAGGUAUAAUCCAUUGUAAUCUGCAUGCUCACAAUGUGCUAAUACAUAAAGGCCAUAUUAAAGUAGCAGAUUUUGGCCUAUCUAAGAAGGCGACUGAAACAUCAAAUUAUUCUGACGAUGUAUUGGGUACAAUACCCUACAUAGAUCCAAAAUAUUUGAGUAAUGUAUGCGAUAUCCAAUACGGGAGUAAACUUUAUACAUUAAAUUUUAAAUCAGAUAUAUAUAGUAUAGGAGCUCUUUUUUUGUUAUUAUCAAGCGGACGUAGACCUUUUUAUGAUGAUGAAAGUAUAAAAUAUGAUGCAAAUUUAGCUAUGGAUAUAAUGAUGGGAAAAAGAGAAAAAAUUAUUGGAGGUACCCCUGCUAAAUAUAGUGAUUUAUAUACCUGUCUCUUAUACACAUCUAGAUGUGUAUAA